AUAGAAGUUCAAAGCUUGAUCGAGCUUAAGCCAGCGCAGCAGAGAGAUCUAAAAGAUCGAGAAGAACAUGGGCAAUAGUUUAAGGUGUUGUUUGGCUUGUGUUCUUCCUUGUGGAGCUUUGGAUUUGAUCCGAAUUGUUCAUUUGAAUGGCUAUGUCGAAGAGAUUACAGGUCCUAUCACAGCCGGACAAAUCCUUAAGGCUAACCCUAAUCAUGUUCUCAGCAAACCCACCUCCCAAGGAGUUGUUCGCUGCAUUUUGAUCCUCUCGCCGGAGACUGAGCUCAAGAGAGGCAGCAUCUAUUUCUUGAUACCGUCGUCGUCGGUGCCGGAGAAGACCAAGCAGAGUGGUGGUAAAAGUGCUUCAUCUAGGAAGAGCAAGGAGCGUGCCAGCGGCGACGACGCUGAUGAUGAUUCCUCUUCACAACAAUGCAACAGAUCAUAUGGGAAAGAAGUGGCCGACGAUGUAUUAGUCUCUGCCGGCGAAAAGAAACCUUCACGUAGGGAUCGCCGGCACAGCCGUUCCGGUGUAUGGCGGCCGUAUUUAGAGAGCAUCUCCGAGGACUAGUUGUUUUGCGUUCUCCAGCUGGUGCCGGCGCCGGAAUAAUCUGCCAAGCUGGAGGAACCAAGUUAAAUUAUAUUAUAUAUUGAAAAACAGAGUCAAAUGAGCUUCUUCUUUUUCUUUUUUUCAAAAAUAUGUAUUUUGGUGUUUUAAUUUGUGGACAUAUAAAAAAGUUAUCUUGUU
Neltuma alba is the source of this 742-nucleotide messenger RNA. RefSeq lists its product as uncharacterized. Bases 68 to 565 code for a protein of 165 amino acids. The record is from RefSeq and is a predicted model, not a curated record. Lineage: Eukaryota; Viridiplantae; Streptophyta; Magnoliopsida; Fabales; Fabaceae. The transcript has a single exon.